AUGUCUCUGCAGGUGAUGCUGCAGGAGCGAAUCAGCUUUGCCCAGGAGCUGCUGCAGCGGGCGGAGCAGCUGAGGCGGGUGGAGGAGCGGAGGGGGCAGGUGGAGGAGCGGGGGGGGCAGGUGGAGGAGCGAGUCGGAGGGCAAGUGGAGGAGCGGGGGGGGCAGGUGGAGGAGCGGAGGGGGCAGGUGGAGGAGCGAGUCAGAGGGCAGGUGGAGGAGCGAGUCGGAGGGCAGGUGGAGGAGCGGGGGGGGCAGGUGGAGGAGCGAGUGGAGGAGCGGGGGGGGCAGGUGGAGGGGCGGGUGAAGCUGUGCGGGAAGCUGCGGGCUGAGCUGCGCUUCCUGCGGCGGGUGGAGAGCGGCGAGCUGCAGGUGAAGCUGUCUCACCUGCACAGCACCAACCUGACGCACCUGGCCGCCAUCGUGGAGACGGCGGAGAGUCUGGACGGCGUGGUCGCGCUGCUGCACGUCUUCACCUACCAGGACGCCGGCGGCCGGCGGCAGACGCUGGUGGUGGACGUGGUGGCGAACGGCGGGCUCACCUGGGUGAAGGCGGUGGGCAGGAAGGCGGAGGCUCUGCACAACAUCUGGCAGGGACGCGGUCACUACGGCGACAAGAGCAUCAUCCGGCAGGCCGAGGACUUCCUGCUCGCCAGCCGGCAGCAGCCCGUCCAGUACCGACACCCGCACGUCGUCUUCGCCUUCUACAACGGCGUCUCCUGCCCCAUGGCCGCGCACCUCAAACACAUGGGCGUCUCCGUACGCGGGGACAUCGUGGCCGUCAACGCCGUGGUGACGGAGGAGGAGGAGCAGGAGGAGGAGGAGCAGCAGGAGGAGGAGCAGCAGGAGGAGCAGCAGCAAGAGGAGCAGCUCAGCGACUCCUCUGCGGAUGAGGAGGAGCUGACCCGGGUGGACCGCGGCACCGUGGUGGCGAGCUUGGCGUUCCCGGCUCAGGUGGAAGUGGAGGAGUGCCGGCGGGUGAACCUCGACAUCACCACGCUCAUCACCUACGUGUCGGCGCUGAGUCACGGCCACUGCCACUUCUCCUUCCGGGAGGAGGUGCUGACGGAGCAGGCGGCCCAGGAGCGCCGGGAGCAGGUGCUGCCACGCCUCCAGGCCUUCAUGGAGGGGAAGGAGCUGUUCGCCUGCCGCGCCGCCGUCAGCGACUUCCAGCUGAUCCUCGACACGCUGGGCGGGCCCGGCGAGAAGGAGCGCGCCCGCCUGCUGCUGGCUCGCCUGCAGCUGGUGGACGACCGGCCGUCGGAGCGCUCGCUGCGCCUCACGCUCAGCGCCAAGGUCAGCCGCCGCUCGCUCGCCAUCUUCGGCACAGGGGACUCGCUGAGAGCCGUUACCAUGACGGCAAACAGCCGCUUCAUUAGGGCGGCGGCCAAUCAGGGCGUCCGAUACAGCGUGUUCAUCCACCAACCGCGAGCGCUCACCGAGGGGAAAGAGUGGAGGGCCACACCCGUCUGAGAGAGAGAUGCAUCAUGGGAGUUUGAGUUCAUGUAAAUACGGAACUGAUCAAUAAAGUUUCACAAUCA
This is a messenger RNA of Scomber japonicus (chub mackerel), 1538 nucleotides long. RefSeq names its product chromosome 12 C7orf25 homolog (gene c12h7orf25). Lineage: Eukaryota; Metazoa; Chordata; Actinopteri; Scombriformes; Scombridae. The transcript has 2 exons. Bases 1 to 1470 code for a protein of 489 amino acids. The record is from RefSeq and is a predicted model, not a curated record.